CGAGACUCUUCUCUUUGAUCUCAAGUCUUUUUGAACCUCAUAACAAAGUCUAGUCUCAUAAUUUUGAAUCCAUUUUUAUAGAUUUUAUGAAGCUCAAUAGGAAGUGUAACUUCCAUGAGAGCCUGAAAAUGCUCAUUAUUUAGAUUUUUUCCCAAAUAUGUGAUUUUGCUAAAAUUUUGAGGAAUAUAUCUAAUCAAUAUUAGUGUUUUGCAAUCAGGUAGAUUCAAUAAUUGCUACCUUCAUUACGCAAGAAUGUGUUUUUGAAAGACUUAAGAAGAAAGACGAUAAUGUGAAAAAUAUUCCAUUUUUGCUAAAAUUAUGUCCUAACCUAACUAAACGAAAUUUUUAUGCCUUCAAAAAUUUUGCGACAACUUCAACAGAAUCGGACAUGUCACGAUAUUAUUUGAAAAAUUAACAAAUCUGAUUGUUUUGCCUAUGAGUUUUAUUAUUCUAUUGUACCUAUGUACAUCAAGGUGCAUCUAUCCGCGAUUUUAUUCAAAGUUAAAUCUGUAAACCAGCAAUAAAUGUUUAUACCUGUAUUAAUCACUCAAUUGUCGGCAUUUUAUUGAGUCUUCAAAAUCAAUAAUAGGAGGAAGCCCCUUUCGGUUUACUUAAAAAAUCCUAAAACCCGAAAAACUACAAAGUAUUAAAACUGGGUUAGUGUAAAAACUCAUAAAGCGCUCUUUCGUCGAAAAGCGGCCCAUAAACAAAAAAAAGCUCCUCGCUGAAAGAAAUCGGAAGGUGCGAAAACGAACGACGAACGAGGUAAAAAGAGGAGAAGCGAAAGAAGGACGAAAUGCAACUUCACUUAUGCGGUGCGCCGCUGUUGUCCACUUCUUCGUCCGCUCCUUUUCUCGCAUUUUUAUUCUCUUUUCGCUCGAAUCCGAAUAAUAUCCAUCCGAUCCGAUCCGAUCCGAUCGAGAGCUUACAGCACAGCAGCAGCCAUUUGAUGAUGGGUAGGGAGGUUAGAGUAAGUGCUCCGAGUGUAAGUACGCGCUCAAAUCCUAGUAGGCGGUAAACGCGAAAGGUUCACGCGCAAGUGUACACGGACCGACACAGGAGGGCCUAAAAAGGGCUCUACACGGACGAUAUAGAGGCGAAUUGUUUCAAACAAAUUGCAAUCCGGCCCCCUUGCACUCUCUAUUCACUGGAGACACUGAAUGUAGUGUGCGUUGUUUGUUGUUUUGCGCGGAAAUAUUUGUUAGUGGACUUUUGUGAACUUUUUUUUUUUUGGAUUUUUGUUUUUGUUUAUUCGACGUUUUAUGUGAUUUUUUUUUUGUGAUUUUUCGACAAUUUAAAUUAAUGUAUCUUCAAAGCCAAAGACCGAGCCAACACCACAUACGAAUCAAAAAUCUUCCCUAAAUGUCAUACUACUUCCACUGCUAGCGUCAAAAGUACCAGGUGCUGUGCUCAGCUGGGUCCAGUAUUAAAACCGGCACAAUCAUUGGCGUAGAAAUUGCCCCAUCGCUUUGCCCAAUGGGGGCCGAGACCUCCCCCGAGCAACAGUACUCGUUGCGAUGGAACGAUUUCCAUUCGUCCAUACUCUCCUCAUUUCGACAUCUACGAGACGAGGAGGACUUCGUAGAUGUAACACUGGCCUGUGACGGUUGUUCGUUUACAGCGCACAAAGUGGUGCUGUCAGCAUGCAGUCCCUAUUUUAGGAGACUGCUCAAAGCCAACCCUUGCACGCAUCCGAUAGUUAUUCUCAGGGACGUGCAACACAAAGACAUGGAAAGUUUACUAAGGUUUAUGUAUAAUGGAGAAGUACACGUAGGACAAGAACACCUGACGGAUUUUUUAAAGACUGCACAAAUGUUACAAGUUAGGGGACUGGCUGACGUACCUGCGGGAGCAGCCGGGCAAAGACUGACUACCACAACAACAACCACUACCUCUGAGCAAAAGAUCUCACCGAACUCGUCCUCUUUGCCGUGGGCCACGGACCGUCCAGAAGCUCUACGAGAGGGCGGCGAUUCGCCGCCCCCGGCCAAAAGGGCGCGAAGUUCCGAACGAGAUAGUUUUCCAGAUAGGGGGCGCAGCCUUUCCAGGAAUAAUAACGGAGAAAUGUCGGAAUCGCUAUUAGGCCAGGCGUUGGAAGGGUCCGUCAAUAUUUCUAUUAAAGAGAAAUCGAGUAAUAAUUCUGGAUCACCAGACCAUCCACAAUCGACGUGUGAAGAUAGCAAUAGUAGCGACACCGCCAUGAGCGAACAUGGCGAUGGCGAACCCGUAACUCCAAAGACUGAACCCUCCGACUACCCCAACCUAAUGGACGAACACAAUCCGUUCCAUACGAACGGUUCCAUAAUGGAUCAAUCGAGGCCUCCGUCGUUUCCCGGAGCUGCACUUUUGGGACUGCAAGGUUUAAGUGGACUUAUGCCUGGACCAUCCGGAAUGCACGCGAAUUCAAACGAUUUUGUAUCUCGACGAUCUCUCGAUAUGAUGCGAGUGAGAGCCACCGAUCCCCGUCCAUGUCCGAAAUGCGGAAAAAUCUACCGGUCGGCCCACACGCUGAGAACGCAUCUGGAAGAUAAGCACACGAUAUGUCCGGGUUACCGGUGCGUUUUGUGCGGAACCGUAGCCAAAUCCAGAAACUCUUUGCACUCGCACAUGUCCCGACAACACAGAGGUAUCAGCACCAAAGAUUUGCCUGUGCUGCCGAUGCCUUCGCCUUUUGAUCCAGAAUUAGCUAGCAGGUUACUAGCAAAAGCAGGUGUCAAGAUCAGUCCAGCCGAACUCCGAGCCAGAGCAUCGCCGACAGGUCCGAGACGUUCCGACGUCAAACUGGACGCGAAAAGUGCCUUCUCCGGCGCCAUGUCCGACACGAACAGUUCAAUAUGCGGCGAUAACGAUCCAGAAGAUCUCACCAUGUCCCAGCAGUCCAGGUACGGCGGCCUAGAUUUCUCGAUGUCGCCUCCCUUGCACCCGAACAAUUACAAACAGAACAGGUUCAACGUUUCUGGUCCUGCCGUCGCCGCGAAAAGCAUAGAUUCCCUCCAGCAUUUAUCCAAAGAGCCUUAUCCAGCGCCCCUAGCGCCACCAGUGUCCGGUGCGAAUACCACUGGUUCAGCUAUUUUGGACACUUAUCUUCAAUUUAUAACUGAAAACAGCGGUAUGAUGGGCAUGAUGAAUCCUGAAGCUGCAAUGCAAGCCGCGAAGUUAGCGCAACUCAACGCUAUGGGUAUGGAUAAGGUUGCUCAGCAACAUUUUUUAGAGAAAAUGCAUCAGCAAAUGCAAAGCGCUAACGAUCUGAUGAUAAAACGCAAUAAUGAUGAAAUUAGGAGGAGCGACGGUGACAUGAUGAUGAACGACAGAGGAGGAGAUCGUGUUGAUAAUGAAGAAGCAGAAUCUUCGGCCGGUGAAGACGAUGAUUAUAGCGAUGAAGAAGCUGAACCGGAAGGUGUUAAAGCUGGCGAAUAAAUAUGGGUGAUUAUUUGAUUGAGUAAUAAUUAAUGAUAAUAAUUUAAUUAGUCAGUCGUGUCGUUAUUCUUGCCAUAAUUAUUAAAUGUUUAAAAUUCCAUCCCAUCUACCUCAGUUUUAAUCUCAUUAGGAUUAUUAUAUUUGUUGUUUGUUUUCUGUUUGGGUUGUAGAUACGAGUUUUUGGCAUAUAGUGGGAUUUGUAACAACGUAAUGUUUUGUUGAUUUUAUUGUUAAUCCUACUUUUGCCACAAAACCCUUAUACAGAUAUGAUAAAAUAUGAAAACAUAAUUCCAUCCGUCUACCUCAAAGUAAAUAAAAGUAUAGUUAAUAGUGAGCAAGUGCAAGAUAAUAAGGGUUAAAAGUGUAUACGGUAAAUUUAGAAUUUGAAACAUGUUUAUACCUCUACAGUGCAUUAUAUUUAAAAAAAAAAGUAGAUAUAUUAUUGGGUAAUGAUAAUAUACUGACACUUUGAUGUUUUUUAGAUGCCUCUUGGUAGAUUAGAGUGAAAAUAAUUGAUUAAUGACUAGUAUACUUCCUUUUUAAAUAAGAGAUUAGAAUGGAGUGGAUAUAGGUUUAGAAAAUCAUCCUCAAACUAUCUCACAAGUUGUAUCUUUUCGUUUUUAUAAAAUUGAACAAACAAACUACUGAAACAACAACUAACAUAUGGUAAAGCAUCAGUAACUUACUAAGCAAAAUUACCUAAAAGUUGAUAAUUCAAAGUGAAGUUUCUCUCGAUCCAUUCUAAUCUCUUAAAUAAAGAAACUCUCCUUUAAUGGCAAUAAAAUUAAAAGAACAAUUCGUACUGAUUUAUUUUCCAAUAUUAUUGUUUAAAAAUGCCAACUGGAAAAUCUUGGCUGUAGAAAAUUGAAAUACCUACAAGCAAAACAAUGUUUAGGCAUAUUUAAUAAGAUAAUAUUACUUGGGUGAUAUUCUAAUAUUACAAAUAAAGCGCCAAUAGGAUAUGAAAAAAUUAUUAAAUAUGUUAAUAACAAUCAAGUAUACAUACAAUUUUCUGUGAACCAAAAUACACACACACAAAAAAAAGAUCUUGAGGGUAAAAGCGGUACAAAAACAUCCUUUUGCCUUUCGAACAAAACGAUAAUUAAUAUUUUUAUAUGUCUUUAAAAAACAGAAAACUAAUGUUUAUAAAUGAUAAACCCGCAAUUUUUAUUAUAAAUAGCUUCCAAUUGUCUAAAUAAUGCUUCCGUUAAACAAAGCAAUUCGUAGAUGUUACAAUCAAAAAUAUAUUAGUACCUAGUAUAUACUGGAUUUCGUAAUUUAAAUUAGAUAUAUUCAUUAACUCAGGAACCCAGAUUUAAAUAUCAUCAACAACCAAAGUACAAAAUGUUUCCGUAUCACUCUCAUAUUUUGUUUUUAAGUCAAUAAUUUCUUUUCUUUGUUUUAUUUCAUAGAUUAAUCAAUAAUUUAUCUUUAUCAGGAAGGAUUAAUCUUGAUUAUUUUCAAGUGUCACAGUUCUGUUCCAAAAGGUUUUGACAUUUGAUUAAUUAUUUGUUCUGGAAUUAUUUAGAAAACUAGUUUGUGACGUGUCGAAUCCAGGUUUGAAGUCACUGUUUCAGUUCAACAAAAGUUCACUGUUAAUCAGCACAAAUAAAUCUAUAAAGGAUCUUCACAAUCUCCUUUUUGUUCAACAUAAGCUGAUCCUGUCCAACUUUCUCAUUAUUUGUAUAUUUGGACGAGUUCUUCUUUUGAGCCUGCAUUAAGGUGUCAGCAUAUCUGAGGUUCGUUAUCUUUCUUCCUCCUAUCAUAAGUCACCCUCGUCCACCGAGCGGCCGCCAAACGAGAAAAUGGGCUUGUACCUUGAGUUAAGGUACACCUAAUAUUUUAUGAUUGAUUUCAGUACUAUUUGAUAUACUGAACCAUAAUAUGAAAUUGAACAACUUGAAAUUAGGAAGGUCAAAGUUUGUUACUUGGAAGUUGAGUGUGUUGCUCCAUUCUUUACCCAUCCAUAGUCAGUUGGAUUCAAAGGUGGAUGGAACGGAGAUGCUGCUGCGUUCCAAAUGCAAGUUUGCAAAUGGAAUCGUUUUAUAUGUAGUUCAAAUGCCUCUGUUGUCGGAGGAAGUUCCGUAAUUUUAGGAGGAAUUUUCUUAGAGAACCACACUCUGUAUCGAACAUCUAACAUGUUGUGAACUUCCUUCUCGUAUAGCCGUAGCAAUGUGCAAUAAAGCUUGUACACUCUGUUACACAUACAUUGUUGCAACCAGACCUCAGAACUUGUACAGCUUUAGACUUCAAUGACCAAAGGGUUUAUACAUACUUCAUUCCAAAUCACUUUAUCUCAAUAACGGAAACCACAAAAACAUUUUCAUACAAAAAAGAAAAUUCUCUUAUCUCAAUAACGGAAACCGCAAAAACAUUUUCAUACAAAACAGAAAAUCCUCUUAUCUCAAUAACGAAAACCACAAAAACAUUUUAAUACAAAACAGAAAACAAGGUUUUUUCUUAUUUUCUGCCUAUCCUCCUCAUCAGAUUUAGUUCUUGAUACACUUUCCUCUUUGUGAAUCGAAUGCACCUUCUCUGAUUUUUCACCAGCUAUCAUAUCUUGUACAUCUUUAGAUAGCUGACUUUUAUUGUUGUGUGUGUAUUUUAUUGCAUGAAUGGGUCAAUAUACUGUUGCGUCUUAGAAGAGGUGUAUCCGCUCUUAGUUGCAUGGAAGUACUGCUAACUCCUCUUUGUGUCCUGUUCUUCAACGUGCUUCAUGAUCACUGAAAUCACAUUGUCAAUAUAAGUUUAUAUUGUGCCAACUUUUGGCCAAUGAACAUGCCACAAAAAAGCACUAGCAUCUAUGAUCAAGGUGUUCACAAAUUUUCCCCUACUCUUAAUUGAUUCAUUAGCUGUGAUUUUUGGGAGGAAGGAUUCAUGUCCCCAAAUUCAUCAAAUAGUGCUAACGGGACUAGUGACAAUUCAUACCAAACAAAGUUGGCAGGCUGCAUAUUACAACAUUACGUGUCAUUAGUUGUAGGGCACGUGCGUAGGUAGCCUUUGUGUUAUAUAUACUUGUUUGGUGAACCAACAUAUGUUUCUUGUCAUUUGACAAAGCGAGAACUGCCUUUUUCAAAGGAAUAUAAAAUCCUUUCGACAGUGAUUCCUCAAAUUUUUUGUCGUGGCUUUUCUCCGAGGCAUACGGCAUCAUCCACAUUUACUUUCGUGUUUCCAAUACGGCCACUAUGUGUACUAACAAUACCAUCAGGGUGGUCUUCAAUGAUCAAAGGGUUUAUACAUGCUUCAUUCGAAAUGCUCUUAUCUCAAUAACGAAAACCACAAAAACAUUUUAAUACAAAACAGAAAAUCCUCUUAUCUCAAUAAUGGAAACCACAAAAACACGCGGAGGAUAAUUGGACUACUCCAAUACGUAGAUGCUGUCUGGGUUGCCUGGUUGCUCACAUCCACAGGCAAUAUUACCAUUAUCAAUUGCUUUUUUCCGAGGCAUACAGCAUCAUCCACAUUUACUCUCGUGUUUCCAAUACGGCCACUAUGUAUAUUAACAAUACCAUCAGGGUGGUCUUCAAUGAUCAAAGGGUUUAUACACGCUUCAUUCGAAAUCCUCUUAUCUCAAUAACGAAAACCACAAAAACAUUUUAAUACAAAACAGAAAAUCCUCUUAUCUCAAUAACGGAAACCACAAAAACGCGCGGAGGAUAAUUUGACUACUUCAAUGCGUAGAUGCUGCCUGGGUUGCCUAUUGGCAAUAAUACCAUUACCAAUACGAAAAUAUCCAGCAAAUCAAAUUUUCAUUUGUAUUUUGCUCCUUUUGUGAAUUGUAAUGGUGAACAAACCAUGGAUUAUCAAAAUGUAUUGGAACAGAAAUGCAACACAAGAAAAUAAUCAAAACAUUUACAGAUAACCAGUGAUAAUUUUUCAGGUACACAUAUAGAUUUUAAAUCACAAUAAAUAUAGAAUCAUUUCCUUGUUUUUUUUUUUUUUUUUUUUGAAUCACGAGUCAUUAGAAUAUAAGAUUAAAACGAUAGGGCUGCUAUAAUAGGUUUGCAACAUUAUGCUGAUGGUUGGUUGUUCUCCAUUUUUAUUAUUUAUAAAAGAGAAUGUACAUAGAAGGAAAAAUUAAUGAUUAUAUUACUUAACAAUAUUGUUCUUCCACUGCAAUAUUUUGCUACUUAUUACUUAUUUAAAUAUGUACUUAUUUUGCUUCUAUUCUUUUUAGCGUUAUACCUGAUUAGCCAUGAGAAAGCUAUCAAAAAUUAGGUUGUUUGUUAAUUAUUGUAUAAGGAUUUUUUUAGAUUUUAAGGCAUUUUAACUGUUAAAUGCCAAUAUAAUAUUGAAUUAUGUAACACAACAAACUCUUUGACACUCAAAAAAUAACCAGUGAGUUUCUAAAACAAUAAAUACUUGUUUUUUCUUAAAUAAUAUUAACUUUAUAUAACACGGGUCAUUUUUUUUGUGAGUUUUUUUCUUUGAUAACAAUUAAGUUUAUUGUUUUUUUUUUCUUGAGAAAUUUUUGUAUAUAGAUAUUAGUUUUUAAAAUGUUAUAUUAUACACCUUUAGGAUUUUUGAAAAAAAUAAUAUUGUCACAAUUUACUCAGGUACGACAAUAUUUUGUUCAUUAUUUAUUGCACAAAAAAAAAAAGAUAUAAUCUGAUAUUUUGAUUUCAUCACACAAUUUCUAUUAGUAUUUAUUCAUGAUCCACAUUUAAAGUGUACUAGUUUCAACCUACCUCAACAAAUUUGUACAUAACAUAGUUUUAUACACUUGCGCAUAAAUGGUACUCAAGUGUAAUAAAAAUGUUUGAGACCUUUUUGCAAUAAUAAAAAAAAAUGUACAGGGUGCUAAUAACACUCUUUGCACAUUGUUCUCUUUAAGACACACACAGAUACUCCAUCAUAAUAAUAUUAUAAAAUAGAAUACUACAGGUGAUUUUUUUACUCAGGAAAACACACACACUUAUUAGUGCCAUAUUUUUAUAAUAAUAAUAAUCUCAAUACAAUUAUUUUCUUCAAACACUUUACUCAGAAAAAAAGAAAUGCAAAUAAUAAUACAUAUAAAUAGUGGAAUGUAGUAUCGUUCCUAUAAAAACCAAACGGUUCUUCAACAAUAAACUCUCUGGUACUUAAACAAUACUCAUUUAAUUUAUUGUAAAUAUAUUUUGUUUUUUGUAAAUAUUAAUAAUUAUUAUUGGUGUGUUGUUGAGGAAUCCGGGUGCCUUUAAAAUUAAUUAAAAAAAUGGCAAGAGUUCCUAAACAAUAAAUGAUUUGUCCCUUAUUAUAGCACAAGGCGAAAAAUAAUUCGCAAAAAUAAAUUGAAACGCCUGAAUAGAUUUUCUCUGUGAGUAGUGACAAGAAUUUAGCGCUAUAGGAUUGUAUUUCGUUUGCUGCAUUUGAUUUUUUAAUUUGCAUUUCUUUAUACAAAAAUAUUGUUAGUUUUUUUGUGCAUAAAAUGAAUAUUACGUUAGAGGUAGGUGCAAUAAAGAGAAUCUUGUUUUUAGUGUUAAUUUUUUUUUUCUUUGCAUAUAUUGCCAUAUGAUUAUGUUUAUUAAUACUUUUCGUGUAUCAUUUAUACUUGAUAAAAUAUAAAAGAUUUAA
This is a messenger RNA of Ceutorhynchus assimilis (cabbage seed weevil), 8970 nucleotides long. The record is from the annotation of a GenBank genome assembly. NCBI's taxonomy places the organism in Eukaryota, Metazoa, Arthropoda, Insecta, Coleoptera, Curculionidae.